AUGGUACGAGACUAUCACAACAAUAUCUUCUACUCUCCUAGCUAUGCGGAUACGAUUGUUUCCAACGGACAAAUGAGGUCGGGAACAGCAUCGUUGUGCCAGAUGUACCCAAAGACAGUGGCGCACCAAGCAUCGCCAAGAACUGCUGGACGGUCUUCCCUCAUCACCCCCCGUCAAGAUGCCACCAAAGCGGAAAGCCGGCCUGCACUCAAUUCAAUGACUGCCAAGUUGGCUGGAUCAAAUGAGGAUCUUGCACCAACGGAUGGAUGGAAUCGCAAGCCACAAAGCACUACUGCGAUCAUCAGACUCAGAAGCGAGGCUGCUGCGCCUUGCAAGGCAGCAUCGAAUGUACGCGGUGUCACGACUCUCCAAAAUGUAUACAAGACAUUGCCCUGCCAGAUUUCUUUCUGCUUAGAGUACAAGAUCAUCUGGAUAAUUACCUGGGCUCAAUCUACAGCAGUUCUGUUAACCGCCACAGCGACAGCGCAAUUGACAACAUCCUUCUGGGCCCCAUUAUUUCCUCUGGGAAGUGACAAAAUUGGUUAUUACGGCUCCGUAAUCAAUGCAAAUGCCAGUCAUACCACCUAUUUCUUAACAUUCGACAACGGCACCGACUAUACAGCAUUGGGCUAUGGUUAUUCCAACCAAACCAUGACCGUUGGGCCCAAUAUCUACGAACAGUCCACGACCGUGAACUUUGGAGUCCCAAGACCAGUCACAGGAGUCGAUAUGAACGCCUACAUUCUGCGCUGUGAGAGAGAGGACAGGACGAACGCAAACGCAAACGCAACCUGCACCGCUAGCUACGGCCCAAAUUACGUCUACGCAAUGGCCUGCGAUGUUCCACGGACGGGUACUGAGACGCAGGUCUGGAGCCGGACGAUAACCCACAGCGGCCGUCUAUCGUACUCUGCUGGUGUCGAGACGAUUUUACAGACAUAUAUCCUUUUGCCCGACACAGAGCCUGUGCCCGCAUGGUGUGAAGAGGGCCCAGGUGUGCGUACAGUAGGGUCGGCCACGACUUUCGAUGCCCUGCCAACCAGCUUUGGGACGUUCCAGGUUGUGGUCACAGCGGGUUUAGAGAAGCUGGAUGCGACGCAAGGAGCAGGUGUGACGGCGUCGAGCGCACAGCCGACAGCGACGGGCCCACCUAGUGGUGCUUCCUCUGUCGCGGGAAGCUCUGGGCUCCCAGAGGCAACUGGGGCAGCUGUAGCUUUACGCAUGCAGGGCGGCGUGGUGAUGGGAUUGGGAGUGGCGGCCGCAGCAUUGGUAGUUCAAGACAUGAUUAGGUAUUGUGGCAUACGCGCACUCAUCUCUUGA
Molecule: messenger RNA, 1320 nt
Organism: Plenodomus lingam JN3
Lineage: Eukaryota; Fungi; Ascomycota; Dothideomycetes; Pleosporales; Leptosphaeriaceae
Source: RefSeq, a predicted model, not a curated record